Messenger RNA from Ooceraea biroi (clonal raider ant), 2040 nucleotides. Its product is annotated as zinc finger BED domain-containing protein 1. The record is from RefSeq and is a predicted model, not a curated record. Gene Ontology annotation, biological process: regulation of transcription by RNA polymerase II. NCBI's taxonomy places the organism in Eukaryota, Metazoa, Arthropoda, Insecta, Hymenoptera, Formicidae. Gene Ontology annotation, cellular component: nucleus. Gene Ontology annotation, molecular function: protein dimerization activity.
AUAUCAAAAUGCUUUAAUGUUUUGACAAACUCAUAAAAUAAACCAGAAAAUAAUUUUGAUAACACAGUAAAAUUAGUUUCAGAUCAUUAAAUCACUAUUUUCAUUUUUAGACUAUCUCACGAUGAGGAUAUGGUUAUGGAUGAGAAUUCAGAUAAUACGGAUAAUAUAGUUAAUACAGAUGAAGUCAGACAAUCGGAGGAGAAUCUCAUAAUAUCAAAUUCUUCAAUAUUAUCAUCAUCUUCAGCCACUCUAUCGUCGAAUAAAGAAGUUUCAUCACAAAAUCGUAGGAAGCGUCAUCGAUUCUCUACAAGCAAAAAUGGACGUUCAUGCAGUACCGAAAGAUCAGAAAUCAUUAAUCAAAGUUUAACGAAGAUGAUUGCUACGACACAACUUCCUCUAUCAUUUGUAUCAUCUCCUGGUUUUGUUAAUUUUAUGUCUGUCAUUGAACCUAAUUAUAAAAUGUGCAAAGAGGAUACUUUAAAAAAAAGAUUAAAUAAUUUGUAUACUGAAGUUAAGAACAAAAUUCGUGAAGAAUUAAGAGAUGUAUCUAUUGUGGCAUGCACUUCUGACUGUUGGACAUCACUAGCGCAAAACUCAUACCUUACCAUGACAGUACAUUUAAUAGGUAAUAAUUGGAAACCUCUCGUAUACCCUUUCGACUCAGCUGAUGAUAGAGCGACACACAGCGGUCAAUCUUUCUGAUGCUAUGGGCAAAAUUUUAAGGAAAUGGGAAAUUUCUGAAAAAGUAUUAGCAGUAGUGACUGACAAUGCGGUUAAUGUUGUGAAUGCAGUGCGCGAUAUGACUGAAAUUCAAGAGCAAGACGGUCUUACUUGUGCAGCUCAUACUAUGCAGCUCGUUGUAAAUGAAGCUUUAGCAUGUCAUCAAGAUAUACAAGAGAUUUGUCAGAAGGCUGGAAAAUUAGUGGGACAUUUUCGCCAUUCAAAUGUAACUACCACAGAUUGGCAAUCAAAGCAAGCACAACUAAAUAUAAAGUCAUCAAAAUUAAUUCAGAGUGUCAAGACGAGAUGGAAUUCCACACUUGAGAUGUUGGAAAGACUUAUUGCAAACCGUUUACCCAUAUCAAAUGUUUUGACUGAUAGGAAUGUAACUACUUCCAUUGUAGCUAGAAAACUUGAAAUUACAGAAGUGCAAUGGGUACAAAUGGAAGAAUUAGUAAAUCUAUUGAGACCACUGCAAAUGGCCACAACUGUUUUUUGUGGAGACAACUACUCUCCUGCUUCUAUAGUACGUCCGUUAAUUUGGAAGAUAGUCCGCCAUCAUAUGCAACCAAUUCCUGAAGAUUCAGAUUCAGCAACUACGUUUAAAAUAUUUGUCUCCACAGAAUUGGGGAACCAUUUUAAACUCACUGAAUGGGAAAACUUCUCCAAUGUAAGUGCACGUCUUACUGCCUCAUUCCUUGAUCCUCGAUCCAAGAAUUUAGAAGACGAAUUGACUGAGACGAUACAAAAAGUACAAGAACAUGUCCGCACUCUUUUGGAUGCAGAACCAGUAAACACAACAUCUAAUGCAGAAGAUGACCCAAGAAAAGCUGUACACAAAACUGCUUUAGAGUUUUUAUUUUAUCAGCCAGUACGUUGUCUAAAUGAUAUAGAAUCUCAACUUCAAGCUUAUCUUACGGAGCCACAACUAAGAUUUGAUUUAGAUCAUUUAGAGUGGUGGAAAACGAGAGCUGAUAAAUUUCCGGCAUUGGCCAUUUUAGCUAAGAAGUAUUUAUGUAUUCCUGCGACAUCAGCUAGUGCAGAGCGUACUUUCUCUACAGCUGGGAAUAUUGUUACUUCAAAACGAAAUUGCUUGUCUCCUGAAAAUGUAAACAUGCUCGUGUUUCUUCUUCAGAAUAAAUCUGUCUAUGCAUGACAGAAUUAUAUGAUCAAAAUCACAUAAGAACCUCUCCAAAAAAGGGAUUUGUUAUUUAUUAGUGAUUACAAUUAAUUAUAUUACUUAUUAAGAAUUUUCUCUUUUUUUCAAUACUGGCGAAAAAUAUAUUGUGCUUGUUAAUAAUAUGAGAAUUAUCUAGUUUA